Apodemus sylvaticus (European woodmouse) is the source of this 3183-nucleotide messenger RNA. RefSeq names its product lymphoid enhancer binding factor 1 (gene Lef1). Gene Ontology annotation, biological process: regulation of transcription by RNA polymerase II; canonical Wnt signaling pathway. Gene Ontology annotation, molecular function: RNA polymerase II cis-regulatory region sequence-specific DNA binding; DNA-binding transcription factor activity, RNA polymerase II-specific. The record is from RefSeq and is a predicted model, not a curated record. The transcript is spliced from 12 exons. The coding region runs from base 757 to 1950 and encodes 397 amino acids. Lineage: Eukaryota; Metazoa; Chordata; Mammalia; Rodentia; Muridae. Gene Ontology annotation, cellular component: beta-catenin-TCF complex.
CUCCGCCGAUUCCCAGCGCUCAUCAGCACAAACUUUAUUCUUGGCAAACUUCUCUUUUUCUCCCCUCCUCCUCCGCCCCUCCCCCUCCGGCAGAUUAAAUGCUCCUCCAGAAGGAAAACCGAAGCGAAAGGGAAGGAAAGAAGCUCUAACGCGGACGUCUGCAGCCCGGGUGGCUCUUUAUUGUUUACUCUGAAGGAAGUGGACUUUUCGGUAUUUUCUGAUUCUCCUCGCACCUCCGCCGGGGCAAACGGAGCCUCUUGGCCCAGCUCUCUUCUCAAAAGAACCCCAAACCACCGAAAUCAGCAUCCGAGGAAUUCGUGGAGAGGUUUUGCGCGGUGACGCGCCACGGGACCCUCGUUUGCACUUUGGAAAGUCGUGUCCCCCUCCGGAACCGGUGUCCUCGGAGCACAGACCCCAGCAGCGAGGACAACGUGGGGCGGCCACCCAGCCCUGGCAGCCUAGCCUAGGGCACGCGGAGCGGCGCAGACGCUCCUAGAGGCGCCGGCGGCUGCCGCCCUCGCAGUCUGGUGCCCUUCGCCCCAGGGCCGGGCGCCUGCGUCCUUCUAAGUGGGAAAGCGCGGCAAUCGCAGAGGCUCCUGCAGCUGCUCCAGCCGUGGGCCCCUCGCUUGCCCACCCCGCUUCUAUUCACAGCUCUCCCGCACUCAGUCUUCCAACUCCCCCACCUCACAUCGACCUCCCCCUUCUUCCUGCUGUCUCGGAGUGCUCCCGCAGCGGAGAGAUUACACAGCUGCCGGGAUGCCCCAACUUUCCGGAGGCGGCGGCGGGGGGGACCCGGAACUCUGCGCCACCGAUGAGAUGAUCCCCUUCAAGGACGAGGGCGAUCCCCAGAAGGAGAAGAUCUUCGCCGAGAUCAGUCACCCCGAAGAGGAGGGCGACUUAGCCGACAUCAAGUCAUCCUUGGUUAACGAGUCCGAAAUCAUCCCAGCCAGCAACGGGCAUGAGGUGGUCAGACAAGCACAGUCCUCUCAGGAGCCCUACCACGACAAGGCCAGAGAACACCCCGAUGACGGAAAGCAUCCGGACGGAGGCCUGUACAACAAGGGACCGUCCUACUCCAGUUACUCUGGCUACAUAAUGAUGCCCAGCAUGAACAGCGACCCAUACAUGUCAAACGGGUCCCUCUCUCCGCCCGUCCCGAGGACAUCUAAUAAAGUGCCGGUGGUGCAGCCCUCUCACGCGGUCCACCCUCUCACCCCCCUCAUCACGUACAGCGACGAGCACUUUUCCCCGGGAUCCCACCCGUCGCACAUCCCGUCAGAUGUCAACUCCAAGCAAGGCAUGUCCAGACACCCUCCAGCUCCUGAAAUCCCCACCUUUUACCCCCUGUCUCCGGGCGGCGUUGGACAGAUCACCCCACCCCUUGGCUGGCAAGGUCAGCCUGUUUAUCCCAUCUCGGGUGGAUUCAGGCAACCCUACCCGUCCUCACUGUCAGGCGACACUUCCAUGUCCAGGUUUUCUCAUCAUAUGAUUCCUGGUCCCCCUGGCCCCCACACAACUGGCAUCCCUCAUCCAGCUAUUGUAACACCUCAGGUCAAACAGGAGCACCCCCACACGGACAGUGACCUAAUGCACGUGAAGCCUCAGCAUGAACAGAGAAAGGAGCAGGAGCCAAAAAGACCUCACAUUAAGAAGCCUCUGAAUGCUUUCAUGUUAUACAUGAAAGAGAUGAGAGCGAACGUCGUGGCUGAGUGCACGCUAAAGGAGAGCGCGGCUAUCAACCAGAUCCUGGGCCGGAGGUGGCACGCCCUCUCCCGGGAAGAGCAGGCCAAAUAUUAUGAAUUAGCACGGAAAGAGAGACAGCUACAUAUGCAGCUUUAUCCGGGCUGGUCAGCGAGAGACAAUUAUGGCAAGAAGAAGAAGAGGAAGAGAGAGAAGCUACAGGAAUCGACUUCAGGUACAGGUCCCAGAAUGACAGCUGCCUACAUCUGAAACAUGGUGGCAAAAGAAGCUCAUUCCCAACGUGUAAAGCCAAGGCAGCGACCCCAGGCCCUCUCCUGGAGAUGGAAGCUUGCUGAAAACCCAGACUGUCUCCACAGCUUGCCCGGCUGACCCCAAGGAACACUGACAGCAACUUUACCCUGAGGUCACUGCUAGCGCUGACCCGCAGACCCAGUCACUGCCAGCCCUUCCUUCCGUCUACUGCAAGCGCCGACUUCCGAAAGAAAGCCGAAAACGGUUGUUUCUGCAAAAGAAAAAAAAAAUUUCAAAGCCCAUGAGAAGGCUAGCAGGCCCUGCCCACUGAGCAGCAUUGCUUCCAGUCUCUGUGACCUUCUCGAGCAUCGUCCGCGCAGACCUGUCACCCUUCAGCAAGGACAGACAGUACCCUGCCUGUGUUGGCCUUGUCCGUGCCACUAGAGCCAGCUGCCAGAGCAGGCACCGCACCCUGGCGUGAGAAUUGUGGAAGACUCCUCCUGUUCCUGUCUUCAUUUUCCUAGCUCUCCAAGUUUUUAUUUAACAAUACAAAAGGAUCAAGUUUGUGUUUGCUUUUUUUUUUUUUAACUUGAAUUUUACCUUUUUUUUUUUUUAAUUUUUAUUUUUCUUGUAUAUUUUGCUAGCUCUGAGCUUUUAAAUAAAAUUCAUAGGUCUGGAAGAGUUUGAAAUAAAAACAAGAUGAAAAGAAGCCUUUUUUAAAAUUUUUUUUAUUAUUUUAUUUUUUUUUUAUUUUUAUUUUUUUAAGUCCUGAGAGAUCUUGUCCAGUAAGUGGCUCCUCUGUGAUACACAGUGGCCUCUGCCCUGUGAGGUGUCUGAUGAAGCUAAACAGAUAGCCAAACCCACUCUUGUUGGAGGUCUUGUUUGGCAGCCCGUCUCACUUAGUUUUCUGAUUUUUUUUUUUUUUAAAUAACAACCGACCUUAACAUCUCCUUUGAGCGAACCUAUUUGCAGUGGACCUUUUUGUUUCUUUCCUUUCACUCCUGUAAAAAGCCCAGCACUUGAAUUGUUCUUUCUUUAAAUGUUCUGUAUUUGUAUCUGUUUUUAUUAGCCGAUUAGUGGGAAUUUAUGCCAGUUGUUAAAAGGAGCAUUGACGUACCUGUUAUUUUUUAAGUAGCAAGGCACAGCCUCUGCCCCAGACUUGUCAUCUUAACGUUUGUCAUUCCAGUUUGAGUUAACAUGCUGAGCAUUUUUUAAAAAGAAGCUUUGUAAUAAAACAUUUUUUUAAAAGUG